AUGAAUUUUUUCCGAUCAUUACCAAAAAUUGAGCUGCAUGCUCAUCUUAAUGGCUCACUCAGUAACGGCACCCUGGCGGAGCUACGGGAACUCAAGUAUGGCAAAGAGCAGCCCCCCACUGGCGCGGACGAUUGUUUUUACAAGAUUUUAAAUGGCGAAACCCUCUCGCUAGAAGAAUGUUUUCAAAAGUUUCAAUAUGCGCACGAUUUGACUGAUCACCAGAAGGGUCUGGAACGAGCGACCCAGCGGGUUAUCGAAGAUUUCGCUAAAGAUAACGUGAUCUAUCUAGAACUACGGACAACGCCAAAAGCGACCGUUCAAAUGACGAAACGUGAAUACCUUUCAACAGUGCUGGACGUGCUCAAAAAAUCACCCGAAGUUCAACCGGGCAUAGUCGUGAAGCUUCUGCCCUCGAUUGACCGAUCGAAGGGCUUUCUCGAAGCGAUGGAGAACGUUGAUCUCGCGAUCGAAUUGAGUGCGCUUUAUCCGAACCUUAUGGUAGGGUUCGAUUUGAGCGGUAAACCGUUCGGCACAAAGUUCUCGACAUUCGUUCCCGCACUGCAGAAAGCGCGUGAUCAUGGCUUUCCGUUGGCCCUGCACUGCGGUGAGUUCGAUAAUAACGAUGAGGUAAUGGAAAUGUUUGCUCUCGGAGUGGACCGCAUCGGCCACGGAACGUUUAUCGAAGGUGAACUGCUUACUUUCGCGCGCAACAAACUUAUUCCGUUCGAGUGCUGCCUCACAAGUAACGUGAAAUGUAAAACCGUUCCCUCGUACAACGAGCAUCACUUCGUCAAACUGCUCCGAAUGCAACAGCCCGUCUGUAUUUGCACGGACGAUUCCGGUGUGUUCGAAACUAGUCUCUCGCAGGAGCUAGAAAUUUGUGCCAAAACCUUCAACAUAUCUCUGCUCACUAUGGCCAUGCUCCAGAAAAGUACGAUCAAAUAUUCGUUUGCCAGCACCGAGGAGAAAGAGGAGCUAACCAGAAGGAUCGAUCUAUUCAUUGAAAAGAUGUGA
Anopheles nili is the source of this 1014-nucleotide messenger RNA. It is a transcript of the gene Ada, whose product is annotated as adenosine deaminase-like protein. Gene Ontology annotation, molecular function: adenosine deaminase activity. The transcript has 6 exons. NCBI's taxonomy places the organism in Eukaryota, Metazoa, Arthropoda, Insecta, Diptera, Culicidae. Bases 1 to 1014 code for a protein of 337 amino acids. Gene Ontology annotation, biological process: adenosine catabolic process; inosine biosynthetic process. The record is from RefSeq and is a predicted model, not a curated record.